AUGCCAAGGGCUAGCAGUUUGCUGCUUGCCUGUUUCUUUUUGUGGGCACCCGUGUACGAUGCCUAUGGCCCACGCAUAACGGUACUUGACAUGGAUGGAAAUGAGAAAUAUGUCCCAGAUAUUGCGAUUCCUAUCGCAGCAUCAGUUUCUUUCAUUUGCCGUGCGCAUGGUGUCAAAAAGAGUGACUUUUUUUGGAAAAAAGCUAGUUUUAGCUCUCAGAAUUAUUCUGAAGUCCAACAAUCGAAACUCGUUGUGAUUGAUAGGAAAGAUGGUGAAAGCAAAAUAACGUUUACUGAAACAUCGUUUGAUAAAGCUGGUAUUUAUCAGUGUGAAACCUCCAUACAUAGUGCUCGUGUCAAUCUCCAUGUGUAUGGAAUCGUUGAUUCUGGUGGAACAGAUAUUAAGUCUAUCCCUGUCACCAAGGAUUUUUAUCAAAUCUCAAUUACCCAUAAUGUUCCUGAUCUCAGUCACCACCCCACCGCCUUCUGCAAAUUCCAAGUGGGACAAAAUGGGGUGAAUUACGCAACUGUAAGAUGGUAUGGAGAAGGUCUUAAGCAUUAUCGCGACAUGUUCCGUGUAACUGAGUCAAAGAAUGCGGUCACUGCAACUUCCAUCCACCAAGAACUCUUUGGUCCAUAUGAAUGCUCAUUCAACAUAUUACCAGGAUCGUCUGUAAAGCAGAAGGUGUAUUUUAGAAUAACGCCUGUGCUGGUGGUACGGCCGACCGCGGAGACGGUGUACGAGGGCGACGCGUACAACCUGACCUGCGAAAUAAUCGCCUACCCGAGGGCCCAGGCCGGUGAUAUCACGUGGCGGCGCAACAGCCAGCCCCUGUGGGUGGAGGACCCUUCGACCGGUCGGCUAGCUGCCUCGCCCACCUACGAUCCCGAAGGGCGUGUGCAUCUCCUCUCUGCGCAAAGCCAUCACGAUACCCUCGCCUUCUCUGUUCUCGCAGCUGCCGACCGCGCCGUCUACGUCUGUUCCGUUAGGACUUCCGUGGGGAACAACAGCUACGGCGUCUUUGUCCGUGUUAAAAGUUCAAAGUCGACGUUUUGGCCUCUUCUGGGUAUCGGUGUGGAGCUGCUAGUCCUCACCGCUUUCAUUUUAGUCUAUGAACGAAAUCGUCGCAUUAAAAAAUCGAAAACAGAACCACCCUCGUUGAACGACGGACAAACAUCGAGUGCCUCGAAGUCCUCUUCACGGGAAUCUGGUAUUAUUGAUGUCACGGAAAAUGGAGAAUCAGAUCAAACUAAGGAGCGGAGAGCCCUCCUAGAUCCCGCUAAACUGAAUGCAAGUGUUGCGCGCUGCUACGCUUUUAAGCCGACUGCAAAGCAGGGAGCUUUGCAGCUGCAGUGGAGGGGAUUUUCGCCCUCCAGUUUCGUGGUAAGAGCAACUAAAAAAAUAGCAAUGUUUCGCUAUUUCCACGAUGCGGAUGCAUUUAACUCGUUGGCAUUGCAUUAUGGCGAUAAGGCCUGCUACGCGUGA
This is a messenger RNA of Echinococcus granulosus, 1485 nucleotides long. RefSeq names its product Basigin. Gene Ontology annotation, molecular function: cell adhesion molecule binding. Gene Ontology annotation, cellular component: cell-cell junction. Lineage: Eukaryota; Metazoa; Platyhelminthes; Cestoda; Cyclophyllidea; Taeniidae. The record is from RefSeq and is a predicted model, not a curated record. Bases 1 to 1485 code for a protein of 494 amino acids. The transcript has 9 exons. Gene Ontology annotation, biological process: cell-cell adhesion.